Molecule: messenger RNA, 3285 nt
Organism: Daphnia pulex (common water flea)
Lineage: Eukaryota; Metazoa; Arthropoda; Branchiopoda; Diplostraca; Daphniidae
Product: methyl farnesoate epoxidase-like
Exons: 10
Coding region: 489-1994 (501 amino acids)
Biological process (GO): xenobiotic metabolic process
Cellular component (GO): intracellular membrane-bounded organelle; cytoplasm
Molecular function (GO): oxidoreductase activity, acting on paired donors, with incorporation or reduction of molecular oxygen, reduced flavin or flavoprotein as one donor, and incorporation of one atom of oxygen; heme binding; iron ion binding
Source: RefSeq, a predicted model, not a curated record
AUCGAUAGAAAUGUAUAAAUAAUCGACCCCCACCCCCCUAAAUCCCAACCGCUCAUUAAAGCGGUUCUCUCACCCGCGCUCGAUGGAUCGGAAUUAUUUUAGUAUAUCUAAUAGUUCGUACCUAAAAGCGUGCGUCCUUUUCAAUUUUAGACUCUACAGUAACGCACCAUCUUUCAUUAUCAACAAGAUAGCUGAAAUGUCGCGUAUACUAGUUCGGAUGUUCAAACCUCUUAGAUACUGUUCAAUCCCCUUUUGCUAGUUUCAUCGCAUUAUUAUAAAAUUAGCCUUCAUUUCAAGAAAUGCCGUACCCAAUAAGUGGUCAUUCGGGUACAGACAAACAAACUGUUAAAAGAACACAGCCUGACAGCCUGCGUAACUGGUCUUGGAAAGCUCUUAGUUGCCAGAAAGCUUCGGUGUGGAGCAGUAGCUAACUCGAAUUGCCUUAUCGUUUUUGUUUGAAAUUGCAGCCUGCUACGACAUUCAGAAGUAUGCCUAAUUUACUGAUUCUAUUCGGCCCGGUUCUUGUGCUUUACACGCUCAUCAAAUUGUCCAAGCGGCCUCCUCAUUUCCCACCAGGCCCUAGAGGAUUGCCGUUGCUGGGAUAUCUUUCGCCUGUGCUGUCCAAAAAGGAAUCAUUUUUCAAAGCCAUGCAAAAAUUAGCUAAGAAGUACGGACCGGUGACUGGCUUCUAUUUGGGACCCAAUCAGCCAUUGAUUUCGGUUGUCGGGACAGAGGCUGUCAGAGAAGCCCUGCAAAACAAGGAUCUCGACGGCAGACUUUGCGGUGCUUUACAACUUCAUUCUUUGACCUUUGGGGAGAGACUAGGCAUCACUUUUGUGGAAGGCGACGUUUGGAAGAAGCAGCGGAAAUUCACGCAUCGCCAAUUGCGUGAACUUGGGUUCGGGAAAACCUCGAUCGAGAACCAGAUGAUGAACGAGAUCACCGAAUUAAUGUCGAUUGUGGCUCAAACGGCUCAAUCGCAUCCGGAUCACGUUGUCGAUUUCGAAUCCAUUUUCUCAGUAUCGGUGAUUAACAUUAUUUGGGCAAUUAUUGGAGGGAAAAGUUAUCCUCAAAACGACCGAACGAUAGGCAAUUUGUCGUACAACAUCAGUCGAUUUCUCGAAAGCGGAGGGGAUCUUGUGACGGGUAAUUUGCCAGUUCCAGCGUUCCUGCUUCGCCUAUUCCCUUAUCUACCAAAACUGAUUGGAAUGAAAACCUAUUUGUUUAUGCCCAUACAAAAACUCAUUCAGGACACUAUUGACGAACAUUUAUUGACGAGAAUAAAGGAAGACGCCCCUCGUGAUUUCAUCGACGUCUACUUGGCCAAAAUGGAGGAACAAUUGAAAAAAGAUUGUUCAUCUACUUACAGCAAGAAACAGCUGAUAGCAAUAAUUCAGGACCUUGCCAUAGCAGGCUUUCACACUUCUUCCAGUACUAUUGUAUUUGCUAUUCUCUCGAUGAUUAAUUAUCCGAUAAUCCAACAGAAGGUGCGUGAUGAACUGGAAGAAAUUUGUGGCGAUUCUCUGCCGUCAUUAGCACAUCAACCAAGACUGCCCUACACUGAAGCUGUUUUAAUGGAAGUCAUGAGAAUGUCCCCCAUCGCCCCACUGGCUGUUCCUCAUCGUGCCAUGAAAGAUACACAACUUCAAGGUUUCACCAUUCCCAAGGGAAGCGUUCUUGCCAUUAAUCUCGAUUCGGUUUUCAAAGACCCAAUCGCAUGGGGCGAUCCGGAAAUAUUCCGGCCAGAGCGUCACUUGGAUCAGGAAGGAAAAAUAUUUAGAAAUGACGCCUUCAUUCCUUUUGGUCUAGGCAAACGCGUCUGUUUGGGUGAGGCGUUGGCUAGAAACACGGUAUUCCUAUUCAUUGCGUCGUUCGUGAAAACGUUCCAACUCAAAUCUCUGCCAAACCAGCCACCGCCGACGCUGGAACCCGCCAUCGGAUUCGUUUCAAACCCCCAGCCAUUCAAAGCCGUCGUCAUUCCAUGCGCUCAUUAGUCGUUCACUAUUCGUGCAACUUUCGUGAGUCAGUUGACACACACGAACCGACACGAACCAAAAUUUAGAAGACUCGGAGAAGAAAUAGCUCAGAUAAGGAAGCAACAUGUUUAUAGCCUCCAGCACUGGGAGAAACCAACAGUACACAUAGAUAACCUUGGGAACUGGGAAACUUUCAGUUGCGAGAACGUUUCCAUGAGAAACAGUCCGGAAACAGUCGAAGAAGUUUGAUUCUUGUCCAAAAAUUCAAAUAUGACUAUCUUAGUGAUUUUAUUCUGUGCGGUUGUUGCGAUUUACUUUUUCGUCAAAUUGUCACAGCGGCCACCCCAUUUCCCACCAGGUCCCAGAGGAGUGCCGUUGCUUGGCUAUGCGCCAUUGAUGCCCAGAAAGUCACCACUUUUCAAAGCCAUGCAAAAAUUGGCUAAGACGUACGGACCGGUGACUGGGUUUUAUUUGGGACCAACUCAGCCGAUGAUCUCCGUCGUCGGGACAGAAGCUGUCAAAGAAGCCUUACAAAAUAACGAUCUCAACGGCAGACCUUCCGGUGCAAUAUUGUUGAGUCGAACAUUUGGCGAGAGAUUAGGUAACUUGUGAUGCGUCAAAUGUAAUUUCGUUUGCAUGUUUCUAGCCUUAACGAGGGGGGGGGGGGAGUGAACUUGACCCUUACUGAGUGUAAACAAAAAAGGGCAAGCAGAGAAAACAGUCAUAAAUUUGUCUUACCUUUAAGCCUGGGAAAAACGGCCAGGCAUCCCAGUGUAGCCUACAAGUGUUCCAUCCGCAGUCAAGAGGCAGGAUAGGAAAUCCUCGUGAAUACACCCACAUUCACAAGGAAUUUUUUUAAAAAAGGGGUAGACGACGUACUUGGCCGACAUCGGUAGUUUCUCCAUUGGAACAGGAUACUGUUUAUCUAAAUAAAAGUAGCAAAUGAGAUAUGUGAAUUAUUGACAGGAAAAAUGUUUAAGUAAAAAAAAUUCAAGAGGAAAUAUUGGGUACAGCUCAAUCUUUAGUAAACAUUAGAAUUGAACUCUUCCUUGCUGCUUUCAUGCAAGUCAUGCAUCGUUACAGUAUCUAGCAAAUCAAAGGAAUGAUAUUAAUGAAAAUUUUUACCCCAGAGAUGAUGAUACUGCAUUGUUAGAGAUGUCCAUAUACCAGCACUAACACAACUGGCAUAUCUUGUGAUUCCGAUGGAUGGCUCUGCCCUCAAAUCUGCACAAGGGAAAAAGUUAUAUGAUGCAAAGAAAUUGGCAUGCAUUGACAGGUGGGCUACUUACACGAUGAAGCUACAGUCAGG